This is a messenger RNA of Mytilus trossulus (common blue mussel), 711 nucleotides long. RefSeq lists its product as uncharacterized. NCBI's taxonomy places the organism in Eukaryota, Metazoa, Mollusca, Bivalvia, Mytilida, Mytilidae. The record is from RefSeq and is a predicted model, not a curated record. The transcript is spliced from 4 exons. Bases 1 to 681 code for a protein of 226 amino acids.
AUGUUAAGGAUUAUGAUUGAUUUAAACCAAACAUAUUGUAUAGCUGUAUCAAUAGAAAACACGAAUAAGGUAACUUGGCUUGUGAGGCUAUGCACCGAGAAAUUAUCAGCAUUAUGCGAUGAUACAGAUAUAACAUCUCCCCAGGAACAAACAUCUACAAUAGCGGCGACAACUCCCUAUGAAACACUAUCUACAACAACGGAUAACAUUUCUACUGGGUCUGAGAAAAAAGAAAACAGAACCAAUGAAAUUCUACUGAUUGCAUUGAUUAUAACAGCCGUACUAGCUUUAUCAGUGAUUAUUGCAGUUAUCAUUUUCUACAAAAGACGGACCUCAUUGAGAUCUAGACAUCUCCCAUUGGUUGUUCCAAUAAAUGAAGUGACAUACGCUCAGGUCAACAAGCCAACAAAAGAGAAAGCACCUGAUCAUGCUGGCGAACCGACUAGAAACAACCCAGCUGACGACACCUAUGAUCACAUGGAACAUCAUCGACUAAGUCAGAAUCAGAUUCCAACUGAGAGCAAUUAUGAUACCAUGCAAUCUGUUGGAAUUGAAAAAUUGGAGAAUGACUAUGACGUCACAAGUGGAACAGACAGACCAAGACAAAUUGUCGUUGAUGAUACUGCAGAAUAUAGUCAUGUACAGGUAGAACAUCAUGAAAUAAAAGAUGUGUCGACAUAAGGAAAACAAUUGUAAUACACGAGUACUCAA